AUGUUUCCCUCCCUCUCGUAUGUCUUCUCACCGACAUAUCAUCUCAAGGCUUUCCAAGGCUACAUGCUAUGUUAUUUGAUGUUAUGGUACGAUACGGCAUGCCAUGUCGAGUGGACUCAGUGGAGUACUUGCCUGGGCUCUUUGACUCUCCCUCUCCUUCUCUCUCCCAUCACCCUCUCUCAGCACAUCGCAUCUAGACCUGAGAAGAAGGGAGAUUUCCCCAAGGGUGACCAAGCUCCCCCCUGUCCCCAUCUCCAUGCCCAUGUAACCAUAACAGGCGGGAUCACUUCACCCGGAGCUUCCAUCUGCCGCAGAGAGAGAGGGAGGGAUAGAAGUCAAGAAAACAAUGACAACCAUGUUCUCUCACCUUCUCACCUUCUCACCUUCUCACCUUCUCACCUUCUCACCUUCUCACCUUCUCACCUUCUCACCUUCUCCCACACCUUCCGGGGCACACCCGUACGCUUGCACGCAUCACUCGCCGCCGGCGCAUGGUUGGUGGUAAAUAGCACCCCCAUCCCCAUCCCCAUCCCCAUCCUCAUCCCCUCCUCCCCGUCUACCACCACCUCCGUGCCCUGGUCUCUUCUCCCUUUGGACGAAUAA
This is a messenger RNA of Sodiomyces alkalinus F11, 603 nucleotides long. RefSeq lists its product as hypothetical. Lineage: Eukaryota; Fungi; Ascomycota; Sordariomycetes; Glomerellales; Plectosphaerellaceae. The record is from RefSeq and is a predicted model, not a curated record. Bases 1 to 603 code for a protein of 200 amino acids. The transcript has 4 exons.